Zerene cesonia (dogface butterfly) is the source of this 1011-nucleotide messenger RNA. RefSeq names its product zinc finger protein 77-like. Gene Ontology annotation, biological process: regulation of transcription by RNA polymerase II. Gene Ontology annotation, cellular component: nucleus. The coding region runs from base 1 to 1011 and encodes 336 amino acids. Gene Ontology annotation, molecular function: zinc ion binding; DNA-binding transcription factor activity; RNA polymerase II cis-regulatory region sequence-specific DNA binding. The transcript is spliced from 6 exons. NCBI's taxonomy places the organism in Eukaryota, Metazoa, Arthropoda, Insecta, Lepidoptera, Pieridae. The record is from RefSeq and is a predicted model, not a curated record.
AUGGACGUUUUAUGGUCAAAAGAAAAAUUGCUUAAAAUAUUCAGUAAAAGUUCUAUUCGUUUAUCUGUGGCACAAGGAUCAGGUGAUGGGGGAGUCAAUCGUUGCUGUAGGUUGUGUGGGGGUGAGAAUAAUCUUCGCAGCUUCUGCACGUCCUACUUGUGGGAGGGGACUGAGGAAAGAUAUGACCAACUACUUUACAAUUGUUUUGGUGUUCAGGUCGCACCAUCUGAUUGCAUGAUUUGCGAAAAUUGUGUUCGGCAGCUUCGGAAUAUACAAAGAUUUCGCGCUUUAGUUUUAUCAGCUUUCGCCAGUGCGCCGAGUGAAUAUUCAACUCGUCACUCACAAAUGAGCGGGAGAGGAAGCUACAGACGAAAAAUUAAGAAUAAAAAACGUUCCACCGUAGAGCUGUCAAAGAAGACAACCAAAAUGUCCAUAGACAAGCGGCGUUCUAGAAAGUCCUUUUCAAAUAAUCCCACUGAAAUGAAGAGGACCAACAUCGCUUGUUCUAUGUGCAAACAGAGGUAUCCAAUGAUAUUACCCGUGAAUGAAUCGCACCUAUUCAUUUGCUCACGAUGCAAGCAGAAGAGUGCACCAAGCAACAGGGCUUGCAGGAAAUGCAACAUGGUAAUGCCUGCGAACAUGUUGCGUGAACAUUUAGAAUUGCAUACGAAACCGGAAUUACGGGGUAAAAGCAGACUUUGUACCCUCCCGAAAAAGUCAACACAAGUUUUGAGAACGGAAAGUCGUUUGACACAAUUGAAACACUAUUGCACGCAGUGUCCCAGAAAAUACGCGAAUGCACAGAACCUGGAAACACACAUGCAGACGGAGCAUAGAAAAAAAGAAGAUUGUCUAUGCGCCGUCUGUGGUAAGAAUUUUCAAACGAGGGAAUUGCUUGACAGGCACAUGAGAAUGCACACCGGCCAGCCGAUCUAUCAAUGUGACAUUUGUCUGAGGUACUUUAAGGGUAAAAGAAAUUUCCAAUCGCAUUAUUUAACACACGGCAGAUAG